Molecule: messenger RNA, 1254 nt
Organism: Salvia splendens (bonfire salvia)
Lineage: Eukaryota; Viridiplantae; Streptophyta; Magnoliopsida; Lamiales; Lamiaceae
Exons: 3
Coding region: 1-1254 (417 amino acids)
Source: RefSeq, a predicted model, not a curated record
AUGAGUAUCAAGAGCAAGAUCGCCUUCAUCAAUGGAGCACUUCGUCGGCCACAUGAUGAUGAUCUGCUAUUUCCAGCAUGGUUGCGGUGCAAUAGCAUGGUUGUAUCAUGGCUCAGAAAUUCUAUUUCUCCACAGAUAUGCUCCAGCAUUAUGUACCUCGAUGAUGCUCAUGAGAUCUGGUUAGAUCUUCGUCUUCUCUUUUCUCAGCUUGACUCUGCUCGAGCCUAUCAAUUGAAGCAACGGAUCAUGUCUCUACAACAAGGAAAAGAUGAUGUUAAUGCCUACUUCACCAAUCUGCGCAUUGUUUGGGAUGAAUAUAAGCACUCUCAACCUGUUGCUUGGUGUAUUUGUGCUACUUGCAGAUGCAAUAGUGCCAUGAAAUGGCAUGAGUAUCAAGAGCAAGAGUGCACAAUGCAAUUUCUGAUAGGAUUAAAUCCUAUCUUCUCUCAGAUUCGAUCUAAUAUCCUCUCUAUGGUUCCAAUUCCCCCGCUAUCAAAAGUGUUUUCACUUGUUUUGCAGGAGGAAAGGCAGCAAACCAUAGAUGGCUAUUCUUCAACCAUAUCCUCUUCUAUGAGUGAGCAGCCUUAUCUAGCUAAUGCUGCAACAUCUCAGUCUUAUAGCAAAGGAAGAAUCUCCUCGGAUUGUGGCAAAACCAAUCACACCGUGGAUAAAUGCUUUGUCCUCCAUGGUUUUCCUCCUAGUUUUAGCAAAGGAAAGAGCAAAUUUGGUGCUGGCAGCAAGGAGAUCAAAUCUGUAAAUUUUGUGGAGGAUUGCAUUGAAGAUUCAUGUGAUAGAUCUGCUAUUUCUUCAUCCAUGAAUAUGCCUUCUCAGGAGCAGUUUCAGCAACUCAUAAGCUUGCUUCAGUCUCAACUUGCUGCCACUGCCACUCUCACUCCAUCCACUCCAAUUCACUCUAUCUCUGCCGCACCAAAUAUGACUCGCUCCCCUCAAAAUUCCCCUUUCACAGGUACUACUCUUUUCACCAAUCCAUUCAUCAAUUCUGUCUCUAAAUCCCCAUCAGUUUGGCUCCUAGACACUGGAGCCACACAUCAUGUUUGUUGUGACCUUUCCAUGUUUAAAUCUUCAUCUCUCAUUCACAAUGCCUCUGUGAAUUUACCUAAUGGUGCUACAGCUUCUGUUACACAUAUUGGAACUGCAGCUUCUCAAGGAAUUGUGAUUGGGAAGGGUAGCAGACUGGGAAACUUAUACAAACUUGAUGUUCCCUCUGAUUCGAAAACUAUUUUGCUAACAUAG